Molecule: messenger RNA, 1437 nt
Organism: Sorghum bicolor (sorghum)
Lineage: Eukaryota; Viridiplantae; Streptophyta; Magnoliopsida; Poales; Poaceae
Product: protein tesmin/TSO1-like CXC 3
Exons: 6
Coding region: 135-1214 (359 amino acids)
Molecular function (GO): DNA-binding transcription factor activity
Source: RefSeq, a predicted model, not a curated record
ACCCCAGAAGGCCAGAAGCAAACCCCACAAGGGCGGGCCUAAGGCUGGGCCCAUCUCACAGUCUAAAAGAGGGGAGCCACCUCUUUCCCAGUUCACACGGACCCGUGUGUGAGCGCACCCCUCCUCGUGCUCCUAUGGAGGCCACCCCGAUCUCCGUGAAACCACCGUCGCCGGCGCUGGCGGCGCCACCCCCGGCCACGCUGGGGCCCAGGGACAUGCCAACGCAUGCCGUCGGAGGGACCGAGCUGGAGCCGUCCAGCAUGAACCAGCUGGCAAUAGCCCCGGACCCCAAGCGGCAGAGGGUAGAGGAGGCUGCGGAUGGUAACGGGUGCAAGCAUUGCGCCUGCAAGAAGUCCAGAUGCUUGAAGCUCUAUUGCCCAUGUUUUUCUGGAGGUGGUUAUUGUUCUGAUAAGUGUGGCUGCCAACCAUGUUUCAACAAAGAAGCUUUUUCAGAAACAGUUCAGACUACUCGCAAGGUGUUACUUUCAAGACAGAAGCGUAUGUCAAUGAAAAUUAAUAGGAGACCUGAGGCAAAUGCUGAACCUAUGGAAGAUGCUCACCAUUCUUCUUCUUCAACUCCACCAAGGAGAGGUUGCAACUGCAAGAAAUCAAGUUGCCUAAAGAAAUACUGUGAUUGCUACCAGGAUGGGACCGGAUGUUCCUUGUUUUGCCGUUGUGACGAUUGCCAGAAUCCUUUUGGGAAAAAUGAAGGCAUAAUAGCUGAUGAUAGUAAGCGCUAUCUAUAUACUGGUGCUGAUUUGGAUCACAGCGAGGGUGAACAUGACUUUGUUGUGGAGCGCUCGCCUCGUCUACAAUCACCUAUCUCGAAGGAGUCUUCUUUCCACCAAACCCCACCUCAUCUUAGGGUCUCAAGCAGAGACACACAUGUGUUCCCACAGGCGAUAUCCCAGUGGCAGGCACUGCCCCGCUCGUGGCAGCAUUGUGCCAACAAGAGGAACAGCAAUGACAGGGUGAUGGACGACUCUGCAAACUACAAGAACUCAAACCAUGACUGGCAGCUAUCCAAGCACGAGGACAGCUACAGCAUAUCGAAGUGCGUCCAGAUCCUGAACGGCAUGGUGGAGCUGUCACAGGUGGAGAAAUCAGUUGCCCCCGAUGUCUUCCUGCAGCCAGGCAACCGGGAAAUUUUCAUCUCCCUCAGCGGCGAUGUGCGCGCCAUGUGGCUGAAGCGCAAGAUUCAGCACCUGGCCUAGGGUGGGUUGCCUUGUGCCGUCCUUCCGAGUGGAGAUUGGAGGGGACAUUGAGUUAUCUUUUAGAUCUUGCGUGUUCUGCUGAUCGUGGGCAUGCACAGGAUUCUAGGUUUUUUUUUCCCCUGUAUAUUGAGUGUAUUCCUGGAUUAUAACCAUUAUGUAUUGUCUUUGUAGAGAGCCAUUUUGAGCCUGGUAUCCGUUAAUAAAAUGAGAUUGUACACCUACA